This is a messenger RNA of Elaeis guineensis (African oil palm), 896 nucleotides long. RefSeq names its product EG45-like domain containing protein. The record is from RefSeq and is a predicted model, not a curated record. Lineage: Eukaryota; Viridiplantae; Streptophyta; Magnoliopsida; Arecales; Arecaceae.
GUCCAAAGAGAGAGACACGAUCUUCGCCGCCGCCCAUGGCCCACGGGAUCAAGCUUGGGGCUCAGUAUAAAUUGGGUGCAACAGGAGAGUGGCCAGCAAAAGCAGGAUAUGAUAACAAAAUCAUCUCAGUUUCGUACUGCUGCUAGCUAGGGUUGGGUUCCUGAUGGAGAGAAAGCUACUCAAAUUCCUGUUCCUGAUGAUCGGAUUCCUUUGUUUCACCAGGGUUUCAGCUGAUGUCGGCACGGCUACAUCAUAUGACCCUCCAUAUCUACCGACAAAAUGCUCGGGCUACAACCAGGAUCAGAUGCCAGGGAAUGGUCUCUUUGUUGCAGCAGGGGGUGGGAUUUGGGACAAUGGUGCAGCAUGCGGAAGAAAGUAUCGGCUCCGUUGCCUAAGCGGCCUCAGGCGGCCAUGCAAAGGUGGCUCUAUAGUAGUCGAAGUCGUGGAUCUUUGCAGAAACAGUCCAUGCCCCUCAACCCUGGUCUUAUCCAACAAAGCCUUUGACGCUGUAUCUAAGAUUCCAAAUACAAAGAUCAACGUAGAAUACACACAGAUAUGAUAUGAUGGAUAUGCUUCAAAAUCAUGGAAGCAAUGCUCUUGAUGAACAAACAAAUAGAAGCGGAAGAAAGCAGAGUUACCAAUAGAAACACAUUGAGACCGUAUGAAGGGACCAAGGUUUAUGAUGUAUGAGUAUAUGCUAUAUGAGUACAUUUCCAGAAUGUAUGCUAUAUGCUCCUCUCUCUCCCCCACUCCCUUGCUCCCUCCCUCCCCCAACCCCAAUAAAAAAAAAAAAGAAGGAAAUUUGGGAACUAGUUUAAGCAUUUUAUUCCCACGUUGAUAACAGCAGAAAGACUCUGAAUUUGCAUAGGCUAUUCAAUGUAACUGAUGCCUUCUUA